Prunus armeniaca (apricot) is the source of this 261-nucleotide messenger RNA. The record is from the annotation of a GenBank genome assembly. Lineage: Eukaryota; Viridiplantae; Streptophyta; Magnoliopsida; Rosales; Rosaceae.
AUGGCUAAGCUAAUCACCACCCUUUUCACCAUAGCUCUCCUCCUCAGCUUUCAACUCAGCCUUGCUGCUCGUCCAAACCCUGCUUUCACCAACAACGCCCUGAAAACCCAACAACAAGACAAAGAAGCAGAGGCCAUUGCUGUUGAGGAUGGUGGGGAGAUCAGCUGCGCAGGGUUAGAGAUGGAGGAGUGCCUCAUGAGAAGGACUCUUGCGGCUCAUGUGGAUUAUAUUUACACACAGAGACAGAAGCACAAACCAUGA